AUGGCGUCAACCACUCCUGUAAUCACGGAUACGUCUGAGCAUCUCACCAGACUGAAUAUCGCGCACCCGACUUCCUCUGUGCAUCACAGCAUGGCACCCAGCGUUGAUCAGCCCUCUGAGAGCGAGCAUACCAAGCUGACUCUGGAGGCUCUGCCUCCUGAAAUCAAGAAUGAGAUCUUCUCGUACCUUCUGCUAGGUGCCAAAGUCAAGUACUCAACCAACGGUUCCUGGCCUGGUCACAAAUACAAGUUCGACACAACCAUCAUGCGUGUCAACAAACAGUUGAGCCAAGAUGCUAAAACUUAUCUUCGCGGUCAAAAUGACUUCGCCCUCAUCAGCUCCAAGUUCUUCGCUUUCGAAAUUGACAGGAAACGCUUCUUGCCCACAGUCGCUACGGGCAAGGCUGCCAGGUCCUUCAAGGGUCCCUCGAUCGAAGCUACCAUAACCCAUGUCGAAACGCCCUUGUGCGUAUGCUGCAACCCUAAAAAGCACAAGGACAAGGACCGCGCCACCCAUGCGCUAUUCCUGGUCGCCGAUCUCCAGCAUUUGAUCAGAGAACUACGCUUGACAUUCCACAUGUGGCCUUCCAAACCCAUCUAUGUCAUCUCAGAGCCGUCCAUCUCCCUCGUCGAACAUAUCCCGGUCAAUGUCGACACCCAGGUCAAGGUUGUCUGGAAGGUCCACCCAUCUCCUCGUCAGGACUUGACUGUUGCCGAGCGCCGAGCUAGACAGACCCGCUUGAUCGCCCCUCUCGACUUUCCCACAGGCAGUGGCAAGAACAUCUCCGUGCUGGGUGCGGACAAAGACAUUGCUCGCAAAGUCACAGAGCAAGAAAUGCCUCGUAUUCUGUCUAUCGAUGCUGUCGGAUGGGACCUAUAUCACCUCCUCAAGGCUCAAAAGAAGCACCUAGACACCAUCUUGUCACAAGAACCUCCGUCCUUUGCCAGUCUCAUCCACUCCUACACAGAUCUCGCUUGUGCAGGAUGGCAAUUGGAUAUCACUGGCCAGUGGAGGUACGCUUCUGUAACCAGACAUGUCUGUAUUCACGGUAGAAUGGUUAGCUUGUGUCUGAUGCCUUGGGAUGAGCUUGAUGACGAAGAUUACGAGGAGAAGGUUGCAGACUCGUGGCAGUUGGCUGUUGUAUCCUUGGUACUCGAUUGUUUAUUCACAGUCGCCAGGCUUGGUCUGGAGGAGAAGACCUUUGACCAUCUCAAGGACUGCAUCGACACCAUUCUGCAUAUCAUUGCUUACACUUUCCGUCCCCACAUGGCGCCCUUCUUGUUCCCCGACCGCUUCAGGGCCUUGCUGGGACACUGGGAGGCGUGGUACACCGUUCAUGAAAACUUGACCCGUGACCCCAGGGGCCAGGACCGCUAUGCACGCGGCAUCGAAACGCUUGAAGCAGCAAGAAAGCUCAUCCCAGCUGAAGACGAUGAGGUUUGGCGUCCGAUCAACGAGGACUUGGAGUUCCUGAACAAAGUUGCUGCAGGCGAAGCUGAACCCUGGAAGAGAGACUUUGGUCGCUUCUCCUUUCCAUGCAUCAACUUCCAGGGUCUGCUCAACAGAUCACGCAUCCACAGCACGCCUGUUCAUCCCAGACCACCAUGCGGAACUCAUCACGGCUGGGCCACCAAGCAAGGAUUCCCCAAGCCGGACGUGGCUGCAGACAUGAUGAAGUUCGUCGACGACUUCUCCAAGCUCAAACCCGAGGAGAGAACCCACGAGUGGACCGACAAGGCACUUGACCACGGACACUUUGCUAGUGCUUUUUUGAACCUUCCUCGCGAGCCCGAGGAAGAUGGAGACCCCGGCAUGCCUCCAGAUUUUCCUCAAGGCAUCUUUGGGAUUCAGGUUGGACCAGUGACCACUGUUGGGGAGCUCUUCGCAAGCAUGGGUAUGCCUAACGGUCCCCCGCCUCCACCUCCUUGA
Molecule: messenger RNA, 1929 nt
Organism: Aureobasidium melanogenum CBS 110374
Lineage: Eukaryota; Fungi; Ascomycota; Dothideomycetes; Dothideales; Saccotheciaceae
Exons: 3
Coding region: 1-1929 (642 amino acids)
Source: RefSeq, a predicted model, not a curated record